GGCUCUUAGAACGCAGGCAGUGGCCGCAGACUCGAAGCGCGCUUGAUUCGGACACGCAGGAAUCAUUUAAUUGCUCUCUGCAAGCAAUUGCUGCUUACGCGAACGCCGCAUCUGCCCUACACAGGGAGAGCAGCAUGGCCUCAUUAGCUGGCUUUGCUGACGCCAAGCGCAGCACACCGGUGGCGUCCGAGCAAAAGCCAGCCACGACCACCACGCCGGCGCAGCGCUCCUCCGCACCGCUCGCCGGCUUUGCGCCUGCUGCAAAACCAUUGAGCGGUUUCGCGCCCGCCAAAAAGCCGGUCGCAAACGGCUUCGCCGCCGCCAAGCCGGUGCGAGCGCGCACGGGCGCCGCCGCGAUUCCGCCCGGGAGGGAUGGUGGCGUCGUCCCGCGCGGCCCGCGCCUGUCCGACAAGUGGGUGUCGGGCGGCAGCGCGCGAAAGGUCGUGGCGGCGCCGCGCGCUCCCUCGUCGCGGGACGUCUGCGACGACUGCGGCUGGCGCGACUGCCAGUGCGCGCACCGGAAGGUCGUGCGCGUCGUCCGGGCGCCGCUGCCCGCCGGUGCGGCCUGCCGCGUGUGCUUCUGCGGCGAGGAGGACGAGCCCCUCUGGCAGCCCUGCGCGUGCCGCGGCGAGUCGGCCUACGCCCACGCUUCUUGCUUGAGAAAAUGGGCCGAGAUGGCGACGGUGAGCACGGCCGCGUCGUACGAGUGCCCAACUUGCAAGACGCGGUAUACGGGCCCGACCGCCGUCGCGCUGGCCGUGGAUCGGGUGGAUUUGGAGUACGAUAGGUCUGGUUCCGACUCGCGGCACGCCGACGUCGCGUGCGCGAAUCUCGUCGUCGUGGGAUUGCGCGAGGGCACGACCAUCGACGCGGCGCUGUUGCGUCGGCAACUGCGCAAGGACACGCGGCGGGACCGCCUCGACUCCGUGCUCGCCUCCAUAAAGAAGUGCGAGCAAAAACGCGACAAGGCCAUCGAGGCGACGAAAGCGUCCCUGCUCGACGUUGAUGAAGGGGCUUUGCGCAAGAAAUGCGACGCGCCCGCGUCGACGGCCGCCGAGCAGCUCUCCCGCGCCGACUCGCGACUGGAACUAGCCUUCGUGCUCGCGGAGCGCUGCGUCCGGCGGCUCAACGACCACACUCGAUCUCGCGACGAGGAUCGGAAGUUGCAAGUCGCUGCAUCGGAGGCGUUAUCGCUCGCGCAAGCCGCGCAUGGGGACGUAAAGCGGAUACUCGGCCCGAAUCACGACGACACACGCCGCCACCUGCGCUGCGUCGGCCGCCUCCACGCUCUCGAUAAGCAUCUCCGCGAGGUGAACGCGCAGCGGGCGAAGCGCGAGAAUUUGGCCGAGCGGCUGGCGCGCGUGGAUUGUUAGGUUAAACUUGUACACACUAUCACACUUAGUAGUAACCACAGUGGGCCCAGAGCUUCACGAUGUGACGGACGACGUCUGCGUUAAGAUGCGG
Messenger RNA from Pelagomonas calceolata, 1464 nucleotides. Lineage: Eukaryota; Pelagophyceae; Pelagomonadales; Pelagomonadaceae. The record is from the annotation of a GenBank genome assembly.